This is a messenger RNA of Aspergillus costaricaensis CBS 115574, 1835 nucleotides long. Its product is annotated as putative siroheme synthase. Gene Ontology annotation, biological process: siroheme biosynthetic process; sulfate assimilation. Gene Ontology annotation, molecular function: uroporphyrin-III C-methyltransferase activity. Bases 66 to 1730 code for a protein of 554 amino acids. The record is from RefSeq and is a predicted model, not a curated record. The transcript has a single exon. Lineage: Eukaryota; Fungi; Ascomycota; Eurotiomycetes; Eurotiales; Aspergillaceae.
GACAACAACGACCUUCAAGAAAAUAUCGAAGGUUAGACCGCAAACCCCGCGGUGGCAAUUCAAACAUGAAGGACGCAUCAGAUAGUGGUGUUCCGGCACCUCUACUGACAGCCGUGAACGUUGAGUCACAAGUCCAUCUGAUCAUCGGGGCCAACCCUCUUGCAGCAGCCCGUUGUGCCAAAAGUAUUGAAGCUGGCGCAAAGCCCGUUCUCAUUGCCCCGGACACAGAGAGCCUGCAAUACACGUUGGUCGAACGGAUUGAGAACGGCUCUUUGAAGUGGCUUCGCAGAGAGUUCAAGGAUGAGGAUCUCACGAGCCUAGGAAGAGAGGAAGUCGACCGUGUUGUAGACACGGUCUUUGUCACUCUAGGCGGAAACAACCCAUUGAGUGCACACAUUUCCAAGCUCUGCCGUCGUCUGAGAAUUCCAGUCAAUGUCUCAGAUGCUCCUGAACUCUGUACCUUCAGCUUGCUGUCUACUUAUUCGGACGGCCCUCUCCACAUCGGCAUUACAACUUCAGGGCGCGGCUGUAAGCUGGCGUCACGACUCAGGAGGGAAAUCUCCUCGGGACUCCCAUCAAAUCUCGGAAGUGCCAUUGACAGGCUAGGUGCAGUGAGAAAGCGCCUAUGGGCGGAGGAUUAUGCUGCCGGACUAUGUGAUGCACCGCUAGAGGGUGACGAAGAUGAUGCAACUGGCCAACGGCACACAUUCAAUACAUUAGUGACAGAAGACGACAUCUCUGCAGCCAAGACCCGCCGCAUGCGCUGGCUGUCCCAGAUCUGUGAAUACUGGCCCCUUCGCAAGCUGGCCGCCAUCACAGACGAAGAUAUUAACGCCAUUCUUGAGGCCUACUCGUCUAGCAAAGACGGGCCCAAAGAUCUCAGCAACUCGGAAACCUUGUCAAAGAAGGGCAAGAUUGUUCUUGCUGGCUCCGGCCCAGGACAUCCAGAUCUACUCACACGCGCAACAUACAAUGCCAUCCAAUCCGCCGACAUCAUCCUGGCCGAUAAACUCGUCCCAGCACCCGUCCUAGAACUCAUCCCCCGCAGGACAGAAGUCCACAUCGCGCGAAAGUUCCCAGGCAACGCAGACCAGGCCCAAGAGGAAUUCUUGAAGAUGGGCUUGGACUCCCUACGUCGAGGAAGAUACGUCCUCCGACUGAAGCAGGGUGACCCCUACCUCUACGGCCGAGGAGGCGAAGAAUUCGAAUUCUUCCGGGGCGAAGGCUACACACCCGUCGUCCUUCCCGGUAUCACCAGUGCACUGAGCGCGCCCCUCUUCGCAGACAUCCCCGCCACGCACCGAGGCGUAUCCGACCAAGUCCUCAUCUGCACAGGCACAGGCCGCAAAGGCGCAGCCCCAGAACCCCCUACUUACGUCCCCACACAAACCGUCGUCUUCUUGAUGGCCCUGCACCGUCUGUCCGCGCUCAUCGAAUCCCUGACCACCGAGCCAGCGGAGGGUGCCCGUCCACGGACCCCAUGGCCGAAAGACACUCCAUGCGCAAUUAUCGAGCGAGCCUCCUGCACAGACCAACGCGUCAUCCGGUCUACCCUGGAGCACGUCAGCGCUGCCUUCGAAGCCGAGGGCUCAAGACCCCCUGGUCUCUUGGUUGUCGGCGCGAGCUGCCAUGUUCUACAUCCCGCUCAAGGACAAAAAUGGGUCGUGGAAGAGGGAUUCCGUGGAUUGGAUGAAUUGCUUACGGAGGUUACGGCUUGUCAGAAUGAAUGAUGCAGGGAUAGAAGCUUUAUGAUCGUUACGGUUACGGAUGAUGCUCACUUCGGGUUUGGAUUUGGACGGAUUUUUGUUGCAUAGAUACCCAUAUACCGAAUAGAC